AUGACAGCACUUGGAGAAGUAUCGUCAGACGUGCGUGUGUUGCUUAUAUCGGUGUUUCUUCGUCGAGGAAGCUUUGGGCUUACAAACCAGGUGCUUACGCUUUUUCUUAAAGCUGUGGGGGUUUCAAAGUCCCAUAUUGGGCUUUUUAUGACGCUUACGCUUCUUGGAGAUACCGGUAUUUCGUAUGUGCUCACAUGGUACUCAGAUCAGCUUGGGCGCCGUUUGGUGAUGGUAGCAGGAGCUGUGUUGAUGCUUGUUUCUGGUUUUGUGUUUGCGUGGUCGCUGAAUUUCUGGGUGCUUUUGACAGCUGCCAUUUUGGGUGUGAUUUCGACAUCUGGCGACGAAACUGGUCCGUUUAAGACGGUCGAGGAGGUUUGUAUUUCUCAUUUGACGCCUCCAAAACACCGUGCUUCUAUUUUUGCUCUUUACGGGUUCUUGGGGAGACUUGGUGCUGCUUCUGGAGCACUUAUGUGUGGAUUCCUUGUUGAUUACUGGAACUAUGCUCUUGACUGGGACUUGGAAAAGUGCUAUAGGGCCAUUUUCGUUGUUUAUUCUGCGAUUGCGCUUAUCAAGCUUGUUCUUGCUGUUUGUUUGAGUAAGAACUGUGAACUUCACGAGUACUUGGGCGACGAUUCAGGCCCUGAAGUGACAGAACUGGAAACUGAAGAGUCACAGUUACUUGACGAAAACGAAGGCCCUAAAAGCGGGUUCAGUCCUCAAACAAAACGACUCUUACCCAGACUUCUCGUCGUGUUCAUGCUUGAUUCCUUGGGAUACGGGUUCAUGCCGCCAGCGUGGAUUGUCUUUUACUUUAAGAAAACGUUCCAUCCAGCUGCUUCUGCAUUGGGAACUUUGUUCUUCUUUACCAACAUGGUCGACUCCCUUUCGUCAAUUGCAUCUGCAGUAACAUUCAACUUGCUUGGUCCAGUCAAAGCAAUUCUAGCUGCCCAGCUUCCAUCUGCUGUGUUUUUCUUCAGCAUCACUUUCUGCAAGUCUUACCUUCUUGCAGCUACCUUCUACUUCUUGUUCUGUGCUACAGGCACAAUGGACGUUGUUCCAAGACAAGUGCUUCUCACGUCGAUUAUCCCCAAAGCAGAUCUUCUUAGGGUAAUGGGAACGGUGAAUAUUGCAAAGACGUUUGCCAAUUGUAUUGGUCCAUUCUUUACAGGCCAUUUGGCAGAGCACGGGUUGCUCCAUCUUGGUUUUGUAAUCAACGGUAUUUGUCUUGUGGUGGCAGACACAAUUCUUGGCUUCAGCUUUGCCCAUCUCGAUAACGACGUUUUGGCCAAGCACCGUUAA
Messenger RNA from Candidozyma haemuli, 1299 nucleotides. RefSeq lists its product as uncharacterized. The transcript has a single exon. Gene Ontology annotation, cellular component: fungal-type vacuole membrane. Gene Ontology annotation, biological process: transmembrane transport. Gene Ontology annotation, molecular function: transmembrane transporter activity. The record is from RefSeq and is a predicted model, not a curated record. NCBI's taxonomy places the organism in Eukaryota, Fungi, Ascomycota, Pichiomycetes, Serinales, Metschnikowiaceae. Bases 1 to 1299 code for a protein of 432 amino acids.